Molecule: messenger RNA, 3714 nt
Organism: Sphenostylis stenocarpa
Lineage: Eukaryota; Viridiplantae; Streptophyta; Magnoliopsida; Fabales; Fabaceae
Source: the annotation of a GenBank genome assembly
AUGAGCUCUCACCCUCGGAGAGAAAGAAGGGGUUGGUCCAGGGUUCCAUCUCAAGUUUUUACUCGUCAAGAAUGGGUCCCCAGAGGGAGUGUUGCAUCCACCCCUGUUGCUCAGCCAUCAAAUUUGCAUCUAAGUAACAAUGCCGAUGUCGGUUCUUCCAAUCAAGGGUUGGUUGUUGCUGCUAUGCCUGUUAUUCGCCAUAGAAGCAAUAAUCAUGGGGAUGAUGUUGGUUUAUUCAGUCAAGAGGUGGCCAUUGUUGCUCCGCCAGUAUGCAAAAAUCAUGGGAAUGGUGUUGGUUCUUCCAGUCAAGGGGUGGCUGUUGCUGCUCUGACGGUGACUCACCAUAGAAGCAAUAAUCAUGGGAACGAUGUUGGUUUUUCCAGUCAAGGGGUGGUUGUUGAUACUCUGCCGGUGACUCAUCAUCUAAGCAAUAAUCAUGGGAACGAUGCUGGUUCUUACUGUCGGGUAGUCGAUACUGCUCCGUUGGUGACUCGCUACAGAAGCAACAAUCAUGGGAAUGGUUCUUCCAAUCAAGGGGUGGUUGUUACUGGUCCCUUGAUGACUCACCAUGGAAUCAACAAUCGUGGGAAUGAUGUUGGUUUUUCCAAUCAAGGAGUAGUUGAUCCUCUGCCUGCAGGUCGAGGUAGAAGCAAUAAUCAUGGGAAUCAUAAGAUGGAAAAGGAAAGGGGUAGGGGGAGGAGUAGUGGUUAUCAAGUGGGGAAGGGAUUGGGAGUGGGAUUCAGAGACUCUAGUUUGCCUCAACUGGUGCAAGAGAUUCAGGAGAAGCUCUUGAAAGGUACUGUAGAGUGCUUGAUUUGCUUUGAAAUGAUCCAGAGGUCAGCUUCAGUUUGGUCUUGCUCGAGUUGCUACACUAUCUUUCACGUGACUUGCAUCAAGAAAUGGGCCAAGGCACCUAUUGCGAUUGAUUUGUCUGUCUCCGUGGAGAAGAAUCAAGAACCUAAUUGGCGUUGUCCUGGUUGCCAGUCUGUGAAAUUUACCCCUUCAAAGGAGAUUAAGUAUGCUUGCUUUUGUGGGAAGAGGAUAGACCCUCCAUCUGAUUUGUAUCUAAUACCACAUUCAUGUGGGGAACCUUGCGGGAAGCGUCUUGAGAGGGAGAUCUUGGUUGCUGGAGGGAAUAGGGAUGAUCUUUGCCCUCAUACUUGCGUCUUGCAAUGCCAUCCAGGACCAUGCCCUACCUGUAAAGCAUUUGCUCCCCCGCGGUUGUGCCCUUGUGGGAAGAAAAAUAUUACCACCCGUUGCUCUGAUCAACAGUCCGAUCUUACCUGUGGACAGUGUUGUGGUAAACUUCUAGAAUGUGGGCGCCAUCACUGUGAACGAAUUUGUCACCUGGGUCCGUGUGAUCCUUGUCAGGUUUUAAUCAAUGGCUCUUGCUUUUGUGGUAAAAGAACCGAUGCUAUGACUUGUGGGGACAUGGCUGUGAAGGGUGAAAUUGAAGCAAACGGUGGGUUUUUUUCUUGUGGUUCCUAUUGUCCAAAGAAACUUGGUUGUGGUAAUCAUGUCUGUGGAGAGAUUUGUCAUCCGAGCAGCUGUAGGGAAUGUGAAUCUUUACCUAGCCGAGUUAAGACAUGUUACUGUGGGAAAACAAGGUUGGAGAAUGAACGCCUAAGUUGUUUGGAUCCAAUACCAACCUGCUCUCAAGUAUGUGGCAAGAUCCUUCAUUGUGGCCUGCAUCGUUGUACAACAGCAUGUCAUUUUGGGGAGUGUCCACCUUGUUCUGUUCAAGUUUCACAGAAGUGUCGCUGUGGCACAACUUCCCGAACUGUGGAGUGUUACAAGACUAAGAUGGAAAAUGAGAACUUCAUGUGUGAAAAGUCUUGUGGGAGAAAAAAGAACUGUGGAAGGCAUCGGUGUAGUGACAAGUGUUGUCCAUUUACUAAGCCAAAUAGUAAUGAUAAUAAUAUUACUGGGGAUUGGGUUCCUCACUUUUGUUCAAUGACAUGUGGAAAGAAGCUAAGGUGUGGCCAACAUUUGUGUGCAUGUCUGUGUCACAGUGGUCAUUGUCCACCUUGUUUUGAAUCAAUCUUUACCGAAUUGACUUGUGCUUGUGGUAGGACUUCAUUAUCUCCACCUCUACCUUGUGGUACACUGCCUCCAUCAUGUCAGCUUCCGUGCUUAGUUCCUCAGCCAUGUGGCCAUUCAGGUUCACACAAUUGCCAUUUUGGAGACUGCCCUCCUUGUUCAGUGCCUGUAGCAAAAGAAUGUGUUGGGGAACACGUAGUUCUUAGGAACAUACCGUGUGGUUCUAAGGAAAUUAGAUGCAAUCAUCCUUGUGGGAAGACCAGGCAGUGUGGUUUACAUGCGUGUGGCAGAACAUGUCACCCCCCACCAUGUGAUAAUUUAUCUGGGAUUGUGCAAGCUUUCAAAGUGCCAUGUGGCCAAACAUGUGGUGCUCCAAGAAGAAGCUGUCAGCACACGUGUAUGGCUCCUUGUCACCCUUCAUCUCCAUGUCCAGAUAUAAGAUGUGAGUUCCCUGUUACAAUCACUUGCUCUUGUGGUAAUAUAAUCGCAAAUGUUCCUUGUGAUGCUGGUGGUAGCAGUAGCAAUUAUAAUGCUGAUGCCAUACAUGAAGCUUCCAUUAUUCAAACAUUGCCAGUACCACUUCAACCAGUCGAUGCAAAUGACAAGAAAGUUCCCCUUGGACAAAGAAUGUUGAUGUGUGAUGUUGAAUGUGCUAAGCUGGAACGCAAAAGGGUUCUCGCAGAUGCUUUUGACAUUACUGCUCCAAAUCUGGAUUCUCUACAUUUUGGCGUGAAUUCUCUUUCUUCUGAAUUGCUUCUGGAUAUUUUCAGGCGUGAGCCAAAAUGGGUUUUAGCUGUUGAAGAGAGGUGCAAAAUUUUAGUACUAGGAAAGACUAGAGGAAUUACACAUGGUUUAAAAGUGCAUGUCUUUUGUCCUAUGACAAAGGCCAAAAGAGAUGUAGUGAGGUCGAUUGCUGAAAGAUGGAGGCUUGCAGUCAAUGCUGCAGGCUGGGAGCCAAAGCGGUUUAUUGUAAUUUCUGUCACCUCAAAAUCAAAGACCCCAGCUCGACUGAUAGGGAUUAAGGGCACCACAACAUUAAAUGCACCCCUUCCUUCUGUAUUGGAUCCAUUGGUUGAUAUGGACCCUUGGCUUGUUGUCUUGUUUCCAGACUUACCAAGGGAUGCUGAUAUUAGUGCACUGGUGUUGAGGUUUGGUGGUGAGUGCGAGCUUGUUUGGUUAAAUGACAAGAAUGCUUUGGCUGUUUUUCAUGAUCCUGCCCGAGCUGCAACUGCAAUGAGGAGGUUGGAUCACGCAACAGUUUAUCAGGGAGCUAUUUUGGUUGCCCCGGUUGUUGGGGCAUCGACGGGAUCUUCAACUAUCAAUGCCUGGGGAACAGUUGAGGCAAUGAAAGAAGGAGGAGCGCUGCCAGCAUUGAAAGGCAAUUCAUGGAAAAAGGUUGUGGUUCAAGACCCUGGUUGGAAAGAUUCAUGGGGCAAUGAAGAGUGGAGCAUUGGUUCUAUGAAUGUUCAAACAUCUGUUUGGAAUAAAGAAGCGCCUAUAGUUGCUGCUUCAAAUCGUUGGAAUGUAUUGGACCAGGACUCGGCUUCAAGUUCAUCUCGUACAAGAACUGACUCUUCCAGGAAGCAAACUGAAACUAGUUCUGUCUCAACGUUGGUGUCUACUGCAGGUGCCUCAAACGAAGUAGAAAACUGGGAUGUAGCAGAAGGUAGUUGA